Molecule: messenger RNA, 3803 nt
Organism: Labrus bergylta (ballan wrasse)
Lineage: Eukaryota; Metazoa; Chordata; Actinopteri; Labriformes; Labridae
Product: H-2 class I histocompatibility antigen, Q10 alpha chain
Biological process (GO): immune response
Cellular component (GO): external side of plasma membrane
Source: RefSeq, a predicted model, not a curated record
AGCAGAACGUACGUGGUGGUUGGCCGUCGGCUGGAGUCUUUGAGGUGUGUUCAAGUGCAACUUUUUGGCCAAGACAAGAGGCGAGGCCACAGGAGGCACUUUCGUCCCUGCUCGUUUUUUGCCGUCUCCUUGGUGUGUCAGGGUCUUUAUUUACGAUAAGUAAUGGUGGACUCAACUCCUCAAAUACAGCAGACCUAUCAAAAUAUGAGGAUCAAUGUAUGCCUCUGGAGUCCGUUUAGCGUUUUGCAUGGCUCCCUGGCAAUAAUAAAGAUGCAAAACUGGUCAGACUUUCCGAAGAUAGAUAUUAAAUAUUAAAAAUUAUAUUAUUAAAGUAGCAAUAAUGAUAAAAAGCAGCAGAGACAUUUUUAAAAUGUACCUCUUUUCAGUCCCAUUUUUAUUCAUAAUGUAGAAUAUUUUGUAUUUAGAGUAACAUGAGGGCAUAGGGUAGGCAAUAUGGGCGGUCACCUAUGGGCGCCACGCUCUCCAGGGGGAGCCGGCGAGAGCCCUGAAUGCUUUGAUGGAAACCAACUACCUUCUACCGUCUGUUAACGUCCUCUCUCUUCUCCUUAAGUUCCGCUUUAUUCAGGCUCUUAGUCUCUGUUUUUUUUUCUUUUUCUCUCUCUCUCUCUUGCUCGCUUCACCAGUCACUCACACAACUUUGCCUUGCCUUCACCACAACUCUGGGAUUUUGAAAAUUAAAAAAAAAAAACAGAGAACCGAAAGAGACCAAGAACUUUGAGUUUUCUGUUUACACAAGUCUUUACACAACUCUGGUCACCCAGAGUCGACCCCAGAAAUCCAAAACACAUUCAACUUCUUCCUCAAAGUAUUGUUGUCGAUCAUGAAAUGUUUUUUUUUUCUGCAGUGUUGUGAGUAAACAUUCAUGUUAGAGCACGUUUAGGCUGGGAGGACCUUUCAGCGCAAUGGAUGACCGACAGAGACUCUGCAAUCAUCGGCUACGGCCCACAGCAGCCUGUGAUAUAUCUGAAUGUACAUUAUAUUUUUUAUUGAUCAAUGCAUCAAAAUUUCAGGUGACCCCAUGUGGUUGGGAAAGCCUGCCAUAUGUUAUACCCACUUCUAAAUAAUAACUGACUACUCGUGUAGGAGCAGCAGAUUAACUAAAUAAUAUGUUGUGUCUGGGCAGGUGUUCCAACAAGAAGGGGAAACUGUUUUUUGAAAGCUAAGCAGUUGCUGCAAGAGUUACAAGGGGGUGUUUUUUUGGUGGAAAUGUGGACAUGUGAAAGUCAAUAAAUGUAAAAUAAAUGAAUGGCAUGUUCAACAAUGCAAUAUGACUCUGACUUUCAUUCAUCCAACAAGCUAACGUUUAGCGCCUCAAUGAGUAAAUCCAGGUGCAGCGCCUCUGUGGCUUUAAACACUGCACUGGCUCCCUGUGGCUAUACUGUAGGAUUAACUUUAAAAUUCUCACCCUCACCCUCAGAGCCAUUCACGGUCAGGCCCCGUAUACACCCACCUGUUCCCUCAGGUCAAACACCCUGAACCCACUGUCUGUCCCACACACACAUUUUAAGAGAGGUGGUGAUGGCCAUAGCACCAAUACUUUGGAAUUCCCUAACCCAUCUCGCUACGUCUUUCUGACUCUGUCUUUUAAGAAGCAGUUGAAAGUGUUUAUGUUUAGACAGGGUAAUCAGGUCCACCCAGUCUGCCUACUCAUCUAUGUUUUAUUAUGCCAAUUAUUGUUCCUGCUUACAGCAGGAUCUUGUAAUGUUGUCCAUGACGCACUCAUUUGUUCUUGUUUUUAUUGCGGAAGUUGAGUGUUGAUGUGCAAAUACAAAUGUCACAGUAAUGUGAAGAGAGUUGCUAAACUAUUGAGACGGAGAACAGGUUUUGGUGCGUUUACUGACAUCUGUAAACUUUAAAUCAUGGUAUGUAAAAGCUAAUGUGGUAGGCUAACUAGUAUUCAGGCCACUCAUUAAGAAAAUAUUACAACAACAAAAAGUAAUAAAUAUGAAUCCUGAAACAUGUUUUUUUUCCCCGUUGUUAACGUGAAUGAGAUACGUAAAAAACUAAAAGUCUAAAAAAGCUAAAAGGUUGGACAGCUGUAGUUAACGAGCUUACCCUGAAUGCACCACCAAGACGAUAGAGGCAUACAAAACAGCUGAUUCGGCAUGGGCUUAAUAUUGACUUUUAAAGACGAGGGGGGGAGAGGUUUGAGUUAAACAUGUGUGUCAUCGCAGUGUUUGUCCUGUUGGCGACAGGACUGACGGUAACCGCCGAGACGCAUUCCCUCAUGUACACCUAUACUGCCUUCUCCAAAUCUGUCGGGCUCCCGGGCUUCUACACCUUCACGGCCAUGGGUCUGCUCGAUGACAUUAUCAUAGACUACUACGACAGUAAGAGUCAGAAGAAGGUUCCCAAACAAGACUGCAUGAACAAGGCACUGCCUCAACCUUACUGGGUCGAGGGCACAAAGGCCCGCCAGGCCAAGCAGAAGUGGUUCAAAAGAAACAUCAAGAUUAUGAUGGCUCGGAUGAAGCAGAACAGCUCAGACAUCCAUGUGCUGCAGUGGAGGCACGGCUGUGAGGCUGAAAAGCAGCCGGGAAACAGCAGCCUGCAGUUCACACGUGGCAUUGACAUGUACAGCUACGAUGGAAAGGACUUCAUUUCCUUCGACGCCACCAACAAAGUCUGGGUCGCAUCAAGUGUGGUGGCAGAACAGACCAAGAGGAAGUGGGAUAACGAGGAGCUGAUACAUUACACCAUCAGCUACCUGCAGAAUAAUUGCAUCCAAUGGCUCAGUGCGUUCGUGAAAUGCAGGAAAAAGCAGCUUGUUCAAGCCGCGCCGCCAAAAGUUCUCAUGUUUGCAAAGAACUCCAAAGUCAAGAAGAACGUCGUUUUGACCUGCCUGGCGACAGGUUUCUUACCCAAAUAUAUCGAGCUGAAGAUCAAGAACGAGGGUCGUGUUCUAAACGGAGCCGACAGAGUGGUUUCUACAGGCCCCCUUCCCAACGGCGAUGACACCUUCCAGAGGAGGGAUGACAUCGAGAUCUUCAGGGAUGACUUAGCGACGUACACCUGUGAGGUGUCUCACUCAGAAUCAAACUUACAUAUUAAUAGCACCUGGGAUAAACCUGAAGAGUCUGGAAAUCUACAAGUGAUUGGCUGGGUAUCCGGGGGUCUGCUCAUGUUGGCCGUGCUCAUGUUGGCCGUGCUCGUGCUGCUCGUCUUCUUGUGUAAAAGAAGAAAUUGCGUUUUCAUUAACAUUGUCUUCUCUAGACAACAAGAUUCCAGUGAAGAUGUUUUGUAAUAUAAACAGAACAUUUAAAUCUAUUUUUGGACACAGCUUUUCUAGAAGUACAGCGUGCUCUGCUGUGUGUUUGUACGAGCUGUAACGUUAUGACUCACUCCUCUCAGCUGUAAGCCAGAAGGACGUCUGUAUGAAGUCACUCCCAUCAACCCCCCUGUCCUCCCCAGACGUGCUGCUUGUAAAACAGGCACCUGCUUGGGGGGCCCCAGGCCAAACUUUAAACCACAGCAGUGGCUCAAAAUGUGCACGGUUUGCAAUGACAAUAGGAAACCUCCCUGUUGGAGCCAUGGAUGGAUAUAAUUGUCUUUGUGGUAUUUCUUUAAGGUUAAGGUAGUCUGUUAUAUAUUAGUAUUUUGGGUUAUUAAUUAUAUUAUUAUAUCAUUUAUUAGGAUUAUAUUGAGUAGGGGGAUGUCGGGUCACAUGGGUAUGGGUGGAGAUGUGUUGAUUUUUUGUUCUCAGUGGAAGAGAGGGGGUGAGCUAGGUUGCUGUAUUUUUUGUUGACCACUAUUGUUUCUAGUUCACUGUGAUUAUGAGUUAA